AAAACAAAGAGGAUAUUGAAUUACUUUUAGUUGACUUUUGUUAGUGAAAUGUCUUCUCUUACAGAUCUUGUGAACCUUGACCUUUCAGAAUCCACGGACAAGAUCAUCGCCGAGUACAUAUGGUUCGAUCGCGGAUCGGGUACGGAUUUGAGCAGCAAAGCAAGAUUUCUAAUUCUUCUUUUGGUUUUACAAACUCUUAACGGAGCUGUUAGUGAUCCUUCUGAGCUUCCCAAGUGGAGCUAUGAUGGUUCUAACACUGGUCAAGCACCUGAAGAAGAAAGUGAAGUGAUCCUCUACCCUCAAGCCAUUUUCAAGGAUCCCUUCAGAAGAGGCAACAACAUUCUUGUUAUGUGUGAUGCUUACGAUUCUGAUGGACAACCAAUUCCAAAAAACAAGAGAUAUGCAGAAGAGCCUCGGUGGUAUCAUAUUCAGCAAGAAUACAUCCUGUUCCCUCUUGGCUGGCCCGUUGGUGGUUACCCUGGACCUCAGGGACCAUACUACUGCACUGUUGGUGCUGAAAGGGCAAAGGACAUUGUUGAGUCCCAAUAUAAGGCUUGUUUGUACGCAGGAAUUAACAUUAGUGCUAUCAAUGGAGAAGCCAUGCCAGGGGAGCAUUCUUCAUAUUUCAUAUGUUGGCAAUUUCAGGUAGGUCCUGUUGUCGGAAUCUCCGCUGGUGAUGAACUCUGGGUAGCUCGCUAUAUUUUGGAGGUAAUUUAUGAAAUUGCUGGAGUUGUGCUUUCUUUUGAUCCCAAGCCGAUUCAGGUCAAUUUUCCUUGA
This is a messenger RNA of Pistacia vera, 777 nucleotides long. RefSeq names its product glutamine synthetase cytosolic isozyme-like. Gene Ontology annotation, molecular function: glutamine synthetase activity. NCBI's taxonomy places the organism in Eukaryota, Viridiplantae, Streptophyta, Magnoliopsida, Sapindales, Anacardiaceae. Bases 49 to 777 code for a protein of 242 amino acids. The record is from RefSeq and is a predicted model, not a curated record. Gene Ontology annotation, cellular component: cytoplasm. The transcript is spliced from 9 exons.